AUGAAAGAGAAAGCUAUACGAGAAAUAAAAAAUAAGUGUAAAGUAGAUGAACUUGAAAAAGUAAAGAAAUUAGAAGAACAAUGUAUGCGAAUGUUGAAUCUACAAUUUCAAUUAAGAAAAUUAGAGAAACGAUUAAAUCUGAAUAUGCCACCUCCUUAUUUGAAUGCUAUAGAUAAAUUACAAUUACGUAGUAAAGAAUUAGAUAAGAAUGAAAUUGAACAAUUUACAGAACAAUGGAAUAAUAUAAUUCGGCAUGCAAAGAAAGAUUUUACAUCUAUUAUGAUAAUGACAAAAACAAAUGAAAUUGAAAAGACAGAGAAAAAAUAUCAAGAAUCAGUAGAAACACUACCAGAAUAUAUUCGAGAAUCAUUCGAUACUCUCAUCCAUACAAUUAGGACAAGACAUGAUCAAACUACAGAAAAGAAGAUUCAUUUUUUAGAACGAAAAACCUACAGAAUGAGAGAAACCUAA
Molecule: messenger RNA, 471 nt
Organism: Rotaria sp. Silwood2
Lineage: Eukaryota; Metazoa; Rotifera; Eurotatoria; Philodinida; Philodinidae
Source: the annotation of a GenBank genome assembly